AGGAGACAGUGAGUUGUUUCAGACUAGGGAGAGUGGAGGAAGGAAAAAAAAAAAGUCGGUGUGAAAGAGAAAAUGGGAAACUAACUGAUAUACAGCGAAUGGCGAGCCUCGGGAGACCAGAUGACAUACUAACAGAAGGAUAAAACGUUGCCAAAAUCAUCAACUCGGCAGAAGAGAGUGCGUAUGUAACAGGGAGACGCAGAGUGCUGCUUUUCUGCCGUGUUUGGGAUUGUAUCAUUCGCUCCCGGGACAGACAGGAAAGCGCUGUUUCGGAACUCCGCUGCACCCGUCCCGUUUCGCUAGUGGAAGAAGUGGGCAACUUUCCAAACUCAGCGCUGUCGGAGCAUUUGGAGUGAUCGUGGAAAGAGAGAACUCAAUCCAGCCGGUGAUCGGACAGUAGGGAGCAACAACAGCGCUGAACAUUUGACCAAAAAUUACCUUUUGGAGAGGAGGGUGAGGGAGAGGCCGAGUCUCGCCACUUUUGAACUGACAACUUUAACCAGCUCGCUCUGUUAGGAGCAGAUAACUUUCACCAUGAAAACCCAAGGGGACUCGGGGUUUGCGUUCCCAGACUGGGCCUAUAAGCCGGAGUCCAGUCCUGGCUCCAGACAGAUCCAGCUGUGGCACUUCAUUCUGGAGCUGCUGAGAAAGGAGGAGUAUCAUGAUGUGAUUGCCUGGCAGGGGGACUACGGAGAGUUUGUGAUCAAAGACCCUGAUGAGGUGGCCAGGCUGUGGGGCGCCCGUAAGUGCAAACCUCAGAUGAACUACGACAAACUCAGCCGUGCUCUCAGGUAUUACUACAACAAGAGGAUUCUCCAUAAAACUAAAGGAAAACGCUUCACCUACAAGUUUAACUUCAACAAGCUGGUCCUGGUCAACUACCCUUUCAUUGACAUGGGUUCUGGAGGAGCAGCUGUUCCUCAGAGUGCUCCACCAGUGCCUACAGGUCCUCAUUUCCGGUUCCCUCCAUCCACCCCGUCAGACAUGCAGGUGUCUGAGGUGCUGCGGUCCCCUAGCAGCGAGGAGCUGCGCAGUCCUGGGAUGUUCAGCGGGAUGGGCCGUCGCAUAGCCCGUGGGUCUGUCUCCGACUGCAGUGAUGGGACAUCCGUCAACUCGGAGUUCGAAGAAGGCAACGGAGGAGCAACAGAGGAGAGAGUGACAGAAAGAGUGGCAGAGAGAGGAGGUGGAGGUUUUCGAGGUGCAGUUCAUCCUCGUUUGUCUCACGAGGCUAUGUUCAGGAUGUACGGUGGACAUGGAGGUCACAGAGGUCAUCGGGUGUCAGAGGUUGCCGGGCACAGGGUUCAUCCCGAGUCUCUCUCACCGUUUACUGGAGGGUCAGGUCUGUUGGCGCCGCCUCUCUCCCCGGCACUCUCGAUGACCCCAGGCUCUCACCUGCCCUACAGCCCCUCCCCUACUCUGUCGCCCAUGCCUGGCUCCAUCUUCUCUUUUAACCCUGAAGACAUGCAACGUUACCUGCAGGCUCACACCCAGAGUGUCUAUAAUUACCAUUUGAGCCCUCGUGCCUUCUUCCAUUACCCAAACAUCAUCGUUCCUCAGCCUCAGCACCCUGACAAAGCCAUGCCCGGGCCCCAGGCAUGUGAUCGUGGCCCAGCUGAUAGGCCCUCUGUGCUCAACAGCCACCACUCCAGCCUCCCCCCACCUCAUGCUCACCCAAUGCACCACCACCUGGGGGAGGACCAGCACCAUUCACCCUUCAAGUUCAAGCUCCAGCCUCCUCCACUGGGCCGAAAGCAGCGCGAAGGACAGGGGGGUCAAGGUCAGGGUAGGCAGGGGACACUGUCUUCCACAUCUACAUCUGGACUGGGCUCCUCGUUGUCGUUCGGCAGUGACCUUAGUUCAGCUGGCGGAUCGGGAUUGGUGUCCAACUCCUCCUCGACUGGCUCGCUAAACAGCGCUGGGCUGCCUAAGAUUAAGGUUGAACCCAUAUCUGACAUUGAAUCAGAAGAGGAAGUUGAAGUGACUGACAUCAGUGAUGAGGAAGCUGAUGAGAGAGAUGAAGAGUUUAAAGUUUUUCCAUCUCUCUAUCAUAAACACCAUCAUCAUCAUCACCACCAUAAUCACUAUACGCACAACCAAAAGCACCAUCAUCCCAAUGGCACUGAUGCCCCUCUCCACCCUGAUGAGGACUUAGAGGAGGAGGUAUUCAAAGCUCCCGCCCCUCCGCCGUUCUUCAUCCCUGCCACCUCUUCCUCAGGUGAUGGCCGCCGGGGUAACACUGUUGUGAAGAGCGAACCUGUAGAGCCUGCAGACACGCAGUUGCUGCCUGCUGGGCUGCCGCAAAUACACUCCCAGUGUAUCCCACUGAAGCUCCGGUUCAAACGCCGUUGGGACCUGGACCAGCACAUGGAAGAGGCAGAAGAUAAGAAAGUGAGAGGAGUAGAGAGGGAGAGAGAGAGGAAUGGAGACGUGGAAGAGAGUGGGAGUGGAGAGGCAGAGAGCCCACCUCCUCUUGCUCAUCACAGAGUGGGUGCCGAGCUGCACCGAGCCACGGCACAGCUGUCACUGGAGAACAAGGACUGCUGAUAAACAAAUACAUAAACACAUUUACAUGACUGCUGAUACACAACACUCUAUACAACUGCUGAUGGGCCCACACUCACAUGUUACUCUUUAGAGUUCAAUGACUGCUGAUACUGACAAAAACAGCAUUCUAUACUGACAAAUACACUUAAAGACUGUUUACUCAAAAAUCUAAAUUCUGACAUCAUUUACUUGCCCUCAUGUUGUUCCAAACCUGUAUGACAUUCUUCCUUCCGUGAAACACAAAAGCUGUUAGGCAGAAUCCUAUACAAUUAAAGUCACUAAGGCUAACAUUUUGCCUAACAUCUCGCUUUGUGUUUCCAAGGAAUUAAGAAAGUCAUACAGGUUUGAAACAACAUAAGGGUGAGUAAAUGGAGACAGACUUUUCAUUUUUGGGUGAAUUAACCCUUUAAAACUUGCUACACAUUUAGACUGACUGACCCUUGCUUAAUCUAAUCCCUGUUCCCCAUGCUCCCCUCCUUCCUCUGUCGCCCUGUGUGCCUCAGUCAACUCUUACUGAGGGGCUUGCCAACACACGUUCCAGUGCAUCUCAGUAUGACCAUGAUUCACCCAUGUGCCCCAACGACCCUCAGGAGUCAUGAACUUUGACCUUUGGCACUAGAGAAUGUUAUAUUUUUUUUAAAAGAGAUUUUAUUUUGCAAAGUGCCUGUGAGCUAUCCCCCAAAACCCCAGAGCAGAGAGAAAGAAAUGAGUGGAAGGACUCCAGUGGGUUGACUAGUCUGGUUUGAGGGGUUUGAUCUUUGUUCUUAGCAAUUCCCAGCAUUAUAUUCCUCAGUGACAGACUAUCAAUUUAUGAUGUGGUGUUAUUCAAAUGCAAAGAGAGUCACAAACAGACACUGUUCUAAAACCAGCCUGGUCAGAAUUCAGAACGCUCAGGGACAAACUCCCCAACACACACACACACACACACAUAUGCAUACACACAGAUUAUCCCUUGUUCCUUAUAUGAAGCCUGAACAGAUAGUUGAAUCCGUGUUUCACAAAUAAUUUUUUGUGCAGAAAACGUGUAUGAUUGCUGAGUGUGAAUGAACGUGUGUUUUGGAAAUCUAGCUGUGUGUACGUUCUCAGGAUAUCUCCCUCCUCUCCUAUCUACCAAACUAUCUAAACCUUCAAACUCUCUCUCAAAUUGUGUCUUCUUUCACUCUCACUUUUUUCUUUGGGACCAUUCCUGAAUCACUUUCAUUCCAUUCAGGUGUCAAGGUUUUGGAUGAAAUGACUUGAGCAUAACACACAGUUCAGAGACCAUACUCUCAAAUCUCUUAAACAGCUAGUUCCUUAAUCGUUAAGUCUUUUAACCAAAUGACUGAAAGCGAUACACAUGAGGGAGUUUAUUACAAGAUUCCCUUGUAUAGUCAGUCAUUUAGUGCAAACUAAACCAGCAUCACACACAAGCACAUGCGCAAAUCUUGUACAGUAAUACUAGAUUCACCAAGACUCAAUAUUCAACCAUUUUGGCACUUGAUGAUGCAUUAAGAAUAUAUUUUGUUUUACCCUUGAGGAGAACCAAGUGCUGGUUUUGGGUCCUGAUUUAUCAUCCAGUUUUUCAGGCCAUGUCCACUCUAAUAAAGUAUGUUUAGAACUGCAUUUUCUCCACCAGUGCUCUCGAAAGCUCUCCGUUACUGCGUACUUUGGAAAACAAAAACUGAAAACAGAGUUUUCAAAAGAAAAUUGAUUAGUGUGGACGUGGCCAUAUUGCGUAUUGCAACAGCAAGUCUAGCACUGGAUCUCGAUGCGAUCUGAUUGUGGAGGAAAGUAAAAUAAUAGGCAUCAAUAGAUUGAAAUAGGGUAAAAUCCCUAAUAUCAAACUUUGAAAUGCUAAUUUAAGUAGAGAAGGACUGUAGAAGGCAUGUGGCCAGAAGUCUCUCUCUCACACACACGCACUCACACACAAGCCUCUUCUGCCUUGUUUUACUAGCAUGUCUAAAAAGGUUAAAGGAAAAACAAAUAUCUUUAAAAAAAGAACAGUAUACACUCUAUACCUUUAUAUAUUAUGUGUUAAACGCACUGUAAGUAAGUCAGCUAGAAAGAGUCAAAAACAUUGAGGAGAUCGACACUGUUGCCAGUUUUGUUAACAAUAAACAGUGCAAUUCUGUCCAAUCUAUUGUUUGGACAGAAUUGUUAAAAGCAUAGCAUUAACAAAUAUAUUAAGGGGGUUUUAUAACAUAUUUUGUUUCGAGGGGAAAUUGACAGGUCUCCUCACGGAAAAUGUUGCCGUUUGGGUAAGGGAGGAAAUUGUUGCUUUUUUAACCAGGUAAAUGUCAUGUAGGGUAGAGUGAAAGACAGAUUUGUACACAAAACUCUAAUAAAGCACGAGAGCUUUGUACCAAGGAUAUUGUGGCACAUUCGGUUCUUUAACCAGCAUGCACCUCCUCAACAUCCUGUUCUUACUGCCACAACUGAUGUGUGUGUGCGUGCGUGUGUGUGUUUUUGACAGAGGCAUGAAUAUCAGCCCACCCCAAAGGCUUUAAUUGAUUUGAAAUCUUGCAUCAAGAGCCUCAUGAACCUGUGUGCACUAAAGCCUUGUGGAGGGAAAAGUUUAGCACAGGUCACAUCUCUUGUCUCUGAUACCUAAAACGAUAGAUUGGACAGAAUUGCACUGUUUAUUGUUAACAAAACUGGCAACAGUGUCGAUCUCCUCAGUGUUUUUGACUCUUUCUAGCUGACUUACUACCCCUUAAACCAGAAUUGAUUAUGUUUAAGGUGUUCACCUACAACUUCACUGCUUUUUGGAUGAAUCCAGUCUUUACUUAAAGGGAUAGUUCACCCAAAAUGAAAAUUCUGUCAUCAUUUACUCAUGAGGAACACAUAAGAACCAAUGUCAUAUGGGUCUGGAACUACAUGCAGAUUAGCAUUUAUGACAGAAUAUUCAUUUUAGGGUGUACUAUACCUUUAAUAUGCACCUGUUUAAUGCCCUGGCAUACCUUGUAAUAUGAGAGGUGGUGUUAAAUUAGAGAUAGAGUGUAUGUCUAUAUAUGCUCGGGACAAAGUGUAUGCAUCCUUUUUCUUCAGGAGGGAAGAUAUUCGUUUUAGUCCUUAGGCUGCUCCCAUUGGUUAUUUCAGAAUCCCAGCAACAAGUCAGAUUAUGUUUUGCUGAGUUAUGUUUUUUCUCUCAACCUGUUUAUCUGCUUUUUGAUGUCAGUGUUGCUGCUCAUCAGAAUUAUUAGUAGAAAAUCAUUAUUAUUUUGUUUAAUUUUUCUUCCUUGCAUUGUAAUCAUUAUAACAUUGUAUACAUUACUGUAAGAAAUCCUUUGAAGAAUGUCCCACCCUGCCUUCCCAGUGAGCAACCCCAACAUUGUGAUUAGUGUAACAUUUAAACAUUUGUAAAUUAACGUAAAACUGUAACUUUAAUAUGGGUGUUUGUUGUGGAAAGAUAUUGGAUGGAGGACAGGCAUUUAGGGGAGGAUUGGGGUUAUGAUUUGAACUGAAGUCAUGUUAUUGUUAUUUUGUAGUGUUACUGAUUUCUUGCUCUUGUAAAAAAAAAUGUCAUUGGGGGAUUGUAUGAUUUUAAAAGAUAUAUUGUGUAUUGUUUUAUUGUGUAUAAGUCUCUAUCUCUCUCUCACUUCCUUUCUUUCCCCAAAUGUUAUUUCUGUGGUUCCAUAACUCAUAAUAACAGGUUUUAAUACCAUGAUGUAAUAUUUUAAUUCCUCCUUUAUUCAUUUUUGUGUUCUUUUUUCAGAAUAGUAAUUAAAAUGUAAUCAGGGUCGAUUAAACUGGUUUAAAUGC
Xyrauchen texanus (razorback sucker) is the source of this 6285-nucleotide messenger RNA. Its product is annotated as ETS domain-containing transcription factor ERF-like. The transcript has 5 exons. Gene Ontology annotation, cellular component: nucleus. The record is from RefSeq and is a predicted model, not a curated record. Gene Ontology annotation, molecular function: sequence-specific DNA binding; DNA-binding transcription factor activity, RNA polymerase II-specific. NCBI's taxonomy places the organism in Eukaryota, Metazoa, Chordata, Actinopteri, Cypriniformes, Catostomidae. Gene Ontology annotation, biological process: cell differentiation; regulation of transcription by RNA polymerase II. The coding region runs from base 535 to 2544 and encodes 669 amino acids.